Messenger RNA from Acanthochromis polyacanthus (spiny chromis), 4738 nucleotides. RefSeq names its product zinc finger DHHC-type palmitoyltransferase 17 (gene zdhhc17). Bases 47 to 1915 code for a protein of 622 amino acids. Gene Ontology annotation, molecular function: palmitoyltransferase activity; protein binding. NCBI's taxonomy places the organism in Eukaryota, Metazoa, Chordata, Actinopteri, Pomacentridae. Gene Ontology annotation, cellular component: Golgi membrane. The record is from RefSeq and is a predicted model, not a curated record. Gene Ontology annotation, biological process: protein palmitoylation. The transcript has 17 exons.
CACUGUCUCUUGUUUCCCACAAUGCUCAGCGAACAUCACCACCAAGAUGGCUGACGCUAUGGAGGAAUAUGAGAAAGAAGCUGGCUGCGUCCCUAUUCUCCAUCCUGAGGAAAUCAAACCCCAGAGUCAUUACAACCACGGCUACAGCGAGAAUGUCAGCCGUAAAAACCAUGUGGACGACUACAGCACCUGGGACAUUGUCAAAGCCACACAGUACGGAAUCUUUGAGCGCUGCAGGGAGCUGGUGGAGGCGGGCUUUGACGUUCGGCAGCCAGACAAAGAAAACGUAACACUCCUCCACUGGGCCGCCAUCAACAACAGGAUAGACUUGGUCAAGUACUACAUAUCAAAGGGAGCCAUAGUUGACCAGCUGGGAGGAGACCUAAACUCCACACCUCUGCACUGGGCCACCAGACAAGGCCAUCUAUCGAUGGUGGUGCAGCUCAUGAAAUAUGGCGCAGACCCGUCUUUGAUCGAUGGCGAGGGCUGCAGCUGCGUGCAUCUGGCCGCCCAGUUCGGCCACACUUCAAUCGUGGCCUACCUUAUCGCCAAAGGACAGGAUGUGGACAUGAUGGAUCAAAACGGCAUGACUCCUCUGAUGUGGGCGGCCUACAGGACACACAGUGUGGAUCCCACCCGGCUGCUACUGACCUUCAACGUCUCCGUCAACCUGGGCGACAAAUAUCACAAGAACACAGCACUGCACUGGGCCGUGCUGGCCGGCAACACCACAGUCAUCAGCCUGCUGCUGGACGCCAACGCAAACGUUGAUGCACAGAACAUCAAGGGUGAAACACCGCUGGACCUCGCCAAGCAAAGGAAGAAUGUUUGGAUGAUCAAUCACUUACAAGAAGCACGGCAGGCCAAAGGCUACGACAGCCCAUCUUACCUGAAAAGACUGAAGAUGGACAAGGAAUUCAGACAGAAGGUGAUGCUGGGAACGCCAUUCGUGGUCAUCUGGCUAGUUGGUUUCAUCGCUGACCUGGACAUCGACUCCUGGCUGAUCAAAGGCAUCAUGUACGCUGGCGUCUGGGUCGCCGUUCAGUUCCUCUCAAAGGCUUUUUUCGACCACUCCAUGCACAGCGCUCUCCCUCUGGGAAUCUACCUGGCAACCAAGUUCUGGAUGUAUACCACCUGGUUUUACUGGUUCUGGAAUGAUCUCCCGUUCGCCACCGUCCACGUGCCCUUCCUGAUCAACACCCUGGCUCUGUUCUACAACUUUGGCAAAUCCUGGAAGUCUGAUCCAGGAAUCAUCAAAGCAUCAGAGGAGCAGAAGAAAAAGACAAUUGUGGAGCUGGCAGAGACAGGCAGCCUGGAUCUGAGCAUAUUCUGCAGCACCUGCUUGAUACGGAAGCCCAUUCGGUCCAAACACUGCGCCGUGUGCAACCGCUGCAUCGCCAAGUUCGACCACCACUGUCCCUGGGUGGGGAACUGCGUGGGAAGUGGGAAUCACCGCUACUUCAUGGGUUAUCUGUUCUUCCUGCUCUGCAUGAUCUGCUGGAUGAUGUACGGCUGCAUCUCCUACUGGAGGAUCCACUGUGCCACCAGCUAUGCCAAGGAUGGUUUCUGGCUCUAUCUGACGCAGAUCGCCUCCUGCUCCCCCUGGAUGUUCUGGAUGUUCCUCAACAGCGUCUUCCACUUCAUGUGGGUGGCCGUGCUCAUCAUGUGUCAGCUCUACCAGAUCGCCGCUCUGGGAAUCACCACCAACGAGAGGAUGAACGCUCGAAGAUACAAGCACUUUAAAGUCACAGCCACGUCCAUCGAGAGUCCCUUCAACCACGGCUGCAUCAGAAACCUCAUAGAUUUCUUCGAGAUCCGCUGCUGCGGCCUCAUCCGGCCCGUGACGGUGGACUGGACCACACAGUACACAAUAGAGUACGACCAGACGUCUGGCUCGGGCUACCAGCUGGUGUAGAGGAGGACGAGGACGAGGAGGAGGAAGAUGAAAGGAGGGGCGGGGGGGAGGGAGGAGCGGAGCGUGGCCGGACGUCACCCUCCCCGCCCCUCGCCCUUCUCUCUCCCCCCCCCUGCGUCCAUAUUUGGAGCGAUGCUGUUCUCGGGAGCGCUUGCUUUCCUUUCUUUUGGACCAUCUCUCCCUCACCGAUCAAAAGACUUUGGGGAAAAAAUAAUAAUCAGCCAGGACUAGCAUGCUGUUACGGGGCGACACCACACCCACACACACACACCCCUCCCUCCACCCUCCCCCCCUCCCUCCACCCUCACCGCCACCUUUACUACUAUUACUGCUACUACUAUUACUCGACAUCAUUACUGUACCCUCACCGCCACCGCCGACCCCUCCACCUCCUCUCUUCUCCCGAGCCCUUCGGACGGUGUGUUUUCUGCUGCCAGGCACGAACGGAGAGGAGAGAGGCCGACGGACGAGAGGGAAUCACUCAAUAAAAAGCUCUUGUGUUCGUGCCGGAGACUGGGACGCUGCAGCGCCACGACGAGGCAGCGUCGUUCUCCACCCUCCCCUAUUUUAUCUCUUAUUUAUGGUGUCCCUGUCGAUGUGCCCUGUACGUAUUUGUGGUUUUCGAUUGGUUCGGGAGCUCCGAUGUUCCCACGAUUUAUUAACUGUGGUGGCCAGGGAAGCUAAAGGUGUUUUUUAUUAGUUCGUAAGUAUGAUAGAAAUAAGGGAAUGUCUUUUCGAGGUCUUGAUUUUGCACCAUGAUGAAUAUUUGAGUGGAGCUGAUGAAGAUUCGCCAACGUUGCUGAACUUAUCAGAGGAGAGCGUUGGGUUGCAGGCGGAUCCGCUGGAGAAAUCCCACUAAAGACACCGUAGACAUAGGAGCGUUUUUUGUUGUGCAGUAUUAGACGCACAGAUUGGGACUCCUCCAGCGGCGGCCACUGCAAACCCAACAGAAGAUAUCCUACAGACAAUGUGAUACAGGUGUAUUUAUUUGAAAACUAUUUAUAGAUAAAGUAACUAUGUUCUAGCGCCAUCAUUUUUACAUUUCACAGCAUUGUAGCCGAGUAGGUUUUUACGAGGAAAAACUAUGAAAGAAGUACCUGUAGCUGUUUGAACUUUACCUAUAAAACUCUAUGGACAGGUACAACGAGUGUAUUUAUUAACAGCAGCGUGGAGCGUGAGAGGAACGCCACAGAAGGACGGUUUACAAGAAAGCUUCAUUCCAUGUGUGUUUCUCUUUAGAAGCUGUAAAGUCUUAUUUGUUUCGUGUGUCUUUUUGUCUGCCUACAACAUUGCACUGAUCAUGUUUUUUUAGUUGUUUUUUUUUUUUUUUUUUUGUAUUAUUCGGCCGUUACUGAACAGAAGGCCCAGCAGCGCCGCUUCACGCUGACGCUUCCAUUGUUUACGGAGAGGAAGAGGAGACAUGGCCGCCUCCCGUCACUUCCUGUCUGGACGCCGUGCAGUCGGCCACAGCAGCAGCAGCAGGAUGGACUGAAACGUGGAGAAUGUGCAUCUGUACAUAAACGCCGUCUUUCUGUUCUCUUUUCUUCUCUUCGUCGGUGUUAGUCGAAGGUGCUCCUGGUUUUUAUUUUUGUUUUCUUUUGAGUUGGGGGAUUUUCUUCCAACCAAACAGAAUGGAGAAACUCAACUGACUAUACUUCCCAAGUGUAUGACUGUAGCUUUUAGUGAUGUCCCACACUGCUGUCUAUAGGCAUUUUAACCCCCAAAUACCCCCAAAAUUACCCCCUCCCUUCCCACCCCUGCCAAGAAACUCCACUGCAUGUACGAUGCUUGGGACCGCUGGGCUCUCGCCGUCCCCCCUCCAUCGUCGUCACCAUGGCGAUAGCCCAGCAAGCCACGUGUCUGUAUAUAGUGAAUGUUAAGUAUUUGCAAGUACUUUUCCGCAUUACGUUCAUUUGUCUGUUUCUUCUUUUGUUUCUUUUUGUUUUAAAUCAGUUUCUUUCUCUCAGAUCCAGUGUGUUUAGUGGAAGUUGUCCUUUCAGGUCGCCAGAUUUCCGGUCGGGUCCUCCCCGUGCAAGUGUGUAAUAUAUUUGAAUGUUCCAUGCUUGUGGACUCUGUGGUCAUCCAAAAGGUUUUCUGUUUCUUUUUUUUUUUUUUUUUUUACUUCUACGUCAUAUAUUGCUGGGUUUGUUAUACCACUGGAUGUACAAAUUGUAAAGCAAAGACACUAGAGAACUAAGGCAGACGCCGAUUUUUUUUUGUUUUUGUUCCGUUUUCUAAAAGCUGAAAUGUGAUCAUGCAAUAGUUUUACGGAUAGAGGGAGGUUAUAUUAUAUAACGGCCUCCAAAAAAGUUUGGGCCUCAUGUUUGCAUCAUCAGAAGGGGACGGUUAUGUCAUCAUUCCACGGUUCAGACCUCCAUCUUUACUAACCACUGAUGUCACUGCUGCCCUACAAAGACGACACAGCAGCUACUUCUCGCGUGCUUUAAAGGUCAGACGUCAUAACCUGGCUGUUUCAUAUCGGUAGCCACUUGUGUUCUAACAACAGCCUCUUGGGCGACCGUAGGUAAAUGCGGGCUUUGUUUUUUUAGGGCAGAGUUCACCAACUUCAGGCUCAUCCGGGACUUGAAGUCAAAGCAGUCCUCACUAGUUCUUCCAGCAGCCAAAAACUUCUCUCUUCUCUCCCCCUCUCACCUCACCAUGUGGGACAAUAAAAGAAGACAAAAAGGACAAAAAAAAGCACAUAAUCAUCUCCAGUGCCUCUCUGCCCACCUUCAGACAUCACUGUAACUCCGCUUCAGAUGUAAACAUACGGGCAUGGUUCAGUUUUAAUGGCUUUAAUAAUAAAAUACAGUCAAAUGUGAA